CCAAUUAUUACGCGAAAUGAAGAUAUGCUAUGCUAAAGCUAAGCUGAGCUCCACUGGUUUUCAACUUCCAUAACUAACCAUCAUCCACAUUGAUCAAUUUCCAUGGCCACAACAUCUCCUACUUUCCCCUCCAUCUUCAAACCCUUCACUUCCCUAACUCCCAAACCCCACAUCACCAAACUCACCACCCAUCUCCACUCUUCACUCUCCACCUCCAAAACCACUCUCCUCUCCCUCAUCUCCAACCAAAACAGAGGCCUCACCACUCAAAAUGAUCCCAAAAUGCUCUCCCAAAUCAUCGAAACCAUCGAUGAAAUGGCGGUGCAUGGACGUGGAGCUGUCACUACCAAUGAGUCCUUGUCUGGUACGUGGCGGCUGUUAUGGACCACAGAGAAAGAGCAACUUUUUAUCAUCAAGAAUGCUGGGUUUUUUGGGACGGAGACAGGGGAUGUUUUGCAGGUGAUUGAUGUGCAGAAUAAGGUGUUGAAUAAUGUGAUCACGUUUCCUCCAGAUGGAGUCUUCUUUGUCAGGUCUAGUCUUGAAGUUGCUUCUCCUCAACGGAUAAAUUUCAGAUUCACAAGUGCAGUUCUCCGUGGGAAGGAUUGGGAGUUUCCAUUACCUCCGUUUGGUCAGGGAUGGUUUGAUACUGUUUACCUUGACAAGGAGAUUCGUGUGGCGAAAGAUAUUAGGGGGGACUAUCUAGUUGUUGAUCGUGCUCCUUAUUCUUGGACAGAGUAAAGGGAACUAGAAGCAGAAUUUUCAUUCUGAAUAAUGGAUGCUCAAGGAUUAAUGAUAUCGUUAUAACCCUGUUGUCAAAGCUAGAUAAAAUUCAAGCCAAGGACGCACUGAAAUCUGUAGAAAACUAAGUAUUUGGGCUGAUCCUAUGCUUGAAAAGGUUGGAGAAGAAGAGGCUGUGAAAGAGAAAAAUGAAGUGAUAAUUCAGGAUCUGAUGAUUCUCUAUCUACUAUCGGAGCAUCAAGAUACCGAUGAAAACUUAUUACUGAUGAGACUACUGAUAAGGGUAAAAUUGACGGAUCUUCUAAAGAAGCCAUCAAUGCAAAAGCUGAGGGGGAGGAAAUUACUUUAAAAUUUUCUUAAAUUUUGAGAGUAUAUUUUAUCAAAUAUUUCGGCUACGGAUGGAGAAGAUUUGAUUUACAAAAGGAUGGUAAUAAUAUUUCUUUCGGUACUUAUUUAUAUAAA
Molecule: messenger RNA, 1200 nt
Organism: Daucus carota subsp. sativus
Lineage: Eukaryota; Viridiplantae; Streptophyta; Magnoliopsida; Apiales; Apiaceae
Product: probable plastid-lipid-associated protein 11, chloroplastic
Exons: 4
Coding region: 103-738 (211 amino acids)
Source: RefSeq, a predicted model, not a curated record